ACGUGAAGGCAAUUAGCCUUCAGAUUCUCAAAGAGGUCUGGUGAGGGACAGGCAGCGCCCGCUUAUCACACGCGCACUUCUGCAAAACAACACCAGUCUUAAUCUAAAACGAGACUUUUAGUACCGUGGCGUCACUCCAGUUAAAGCAUCGCGGAACAACAUGAAUUUGCUCAUACUGGCGACUCUUUUCUCAGCGGUUUUGGCCGAAAAAUCACCUCGGCUGAAAUUCACCGUAAUGGAGUCACCUCGGUUUCGCUUCAUGAAACCGGAGAACUACACAACGGUUUACCACCAACAGGAAACUGAUAUCCUGUAUGUGGGGGGCCAAGGGGUCAUCUAUAAGCUCACCUUCAGUGAUAAAGGAGUGCAUGACACGCAGAUCCAUGCGGUAAUGGAUGAGAAUGCAAAAGAGACGUGUGUAUCUAAAUCACCAGCAUGGAAGCAAGAGUGUGCUAAUUUCAUCACAGUAAUUGAGAGAGUUGGUGAUUCGUUCGUGGUGUGUGGGACAAGAGCAGGAGCUCCUAAAUGUUGGCUCCUGGUAAAUGACAGUUUAUUGAUGGACAUGCCGGAGGAAACAGCAGCGUCUAACAUCUUGGCACCUUUCCCUUCUCAGCGCUCCAUCAGUCUGUCAGCAGAUGGGAAUCUGUAUUCUGCUCUGUCAGCGGUUGCAGGACAGACUGGCUCUAUCAGUCGCACAUAUGGCUCCAAAAAGCAGCUGAAGACAGAGAAUAAAUGGUUACACAAUCCCCAGUUUGCAGGAGCCGCUGUGAUACCACACACAGAGAAACUCAAAGAUGAGAUCUAUUUCUUCUUCAGUGAGGUCAACAGUACAGCCAGUCUAGAUGAAGAGCCAUACAGGGCUCGCAUAGGGCGAGUCUGCAUGGUUGAUGAGGGAGGGCUUCAGAAUGUGCUGCCUAACUCCUGGACUACGUUCCUAAAGGCACGUGUAAUGUGUGGGAAAGCUGGAACUCCUGUACAGUACAACAGCUUCAAGCAAGCUUUCGUUCUGUCCUCUCAUCAACGCACUGGGUUGAUAUACGGCAUCUUCUCCAAUGCUUGGAACACCACUGUAGUGUGUGCCUACUCCAUUGAAGACAUUGACCGAGCCUUUUCUACAUCCAAACUGAAAGGUUACAACUCACCUUUGUCAACUCCCCGUCCUGGAACGUGUGCCUUUAGGAAUAACACCCAGGCUCAUAACCAAAAGAUCCUGACUGUGAUCAAGGAUCACCCUGAGAUUGAGGACAUGAUCAUCCCGGUCGACGAAGCUCCUCUAGACCUCCCAGUUCAAGACCACUUCACACAUAUCGUGGCAGACACAGUCUUGGCUGUCAAUGAUGAACACUACAGCAUCAUUUAUCUGGCCACAGAGAAGGGAAAAGUCCUGAAGGUGCUGCAUACUAUAGAAGGAGCUUUUAUCAUAGCACAGUACUCUUUAUUCCAUGAUGAUAGUCCCAUUAUCAACAUGGCCAUUGACUCUAAAAAGGGUCAUCUCUAUAUUGGCACAGAUCUUGAGGUGCAGCGCGUCCCUCUGGCUGAUUGUGGUCGUUACGGAGCCAGCUGCCAGGAAUGCAUCCUUUCACGAGAUCCAUAUUGUGCGUGGGAUGUGUCCAAGAAGAAAUGCACUGCAAUCCCACCAAACUACAACAUUAGCACUGGAACCCUUGUUCAGACCCUUGACCACUCCAAUGCCUCGGUCUGUGGCUAUGCUACAGCUCCUAAGGCACGUAGCACCAUCCCCAAACAGGUUUUAGUGGAUAAAGAUGGACCCAUACUGCUACCAUGCCCCGUGCACUCCUAUCAUGCCACUUACCGCUGGGAGAAAGACAACUGCAUCAAGCAAUAUCCUUGCACCAUCUCCGGCUCUUCCUGUGUGCUGGCGCCCACCCCUGACCUGCCUCUGAAGGAGGGCGUGUUCCGCUGCAUGGUGGAGGAGAGUGGCCUGCAGCAGGAGGUGGUGUCCUACAAGCUGGUGUUCAACGGUGGGCCCCUCUGCACCUCGCUAGCCUCCACCCUGGGGUCAGCUCUGCUGCUGGCUGCCACGGCACACUGGCUCCUGUAGAUCCGAUUAAUCCUGGGGGCUCAAAAGGAAACAAGUUUAAUACUAAGGUCAGCAGAGCAUGAGUACCUAGGCCGGUCCAACUAAACUGCAGGGGAGCAGCUGGUCUCUGUAUAAACUGUGUUUCUUGUUUCUUAUUCAGAGCAAUCACAAGUUUAUUAUUUUCUUUAAAGGGCCGAGAAAAUGCCUGAAAUCGUCUCAUUUCGCAAAAUGCUUUAUCAUACCAAACUUCAGUGUUAUGUAAAACAUUAACUUACGUAAGUGAACUAUUUUAUGUCAUCAGCCUGAAAGUGUUUAGACUUAUAUACUGUAUAUUCAAUAUCUAAUACAUGAGAUUUAUACCGCAUAAUACAUUGCUUGCAAAAUGUUAGUGCCAUCAUUCAGAUGUUUCAGAGGACUGCUUUGCUAACUACACUCAGACAUGGAAUCCACAUCAGUUCUUGGUUAGUUUUCUUAGUAACACCACUUUUCAGAAAGGUUCAGUUACAUUAGUUAAGAAUAGGGUAUCAUGAACUAACUAUGAAGAAUUUUUACAGCAUUUAGCAGCCAGGUUUUAUUUACUAUUUUUUAACAUUUAAUGUGCUAUUAUUCGUUGUCAAUUCAUGUUUGUUCAUAAUACAUUAACUAGACAGACUGCACACUAUAAAAAGUUGAAAAACGUAAAAAAAAACAUUUCUUCAUUUAAACAACUUCUGAUGCAUUAGUGUAUGCAGAAAUUAAAUUUUAUUCAUUUAUGCUGUUCAUUUUUAGUUCAUGUUACCUAAUGAGUUAACCAAAUUGAACCUUAUUUUAAAGUGUUACUCUUUUGUUGGUAUGUAGAAUUGCUACAGAUGUAUUAGAUGUGCGAGUACAUGCUGAAACAUGAAUAUACUGUUAUAAAUCCUUCGACUUUUCCAUUGUGUGCCAUUAGGACAGUUCUGAAGCCUUAAAACAAGGAUGAGUCCUUUUUAAGCUUUAAGGGUCACAUCCUAAGCACAACUUGCAAACUGAGCAGAACCUGCAGAAUCUGCUGGCUUUGUCUUUCCACUGAGUCAUGGACCUGAUGCAGAAUGUUAUUUCAGCACGAUUUCAGGAGUAUAUACAGCUGACAUACAGUUUGCACCUGUUUUGCAAGUUUUAAAAUCACUCACCACCAACCAUAAUUAGAAAUGGGAACUAAAAAAACAAAUCCAUACAAAACUGACACAGAUUCGACUGCUUUUGCUCAGUGGAGGACAGGAAGAAUAACCAGAAUUCAUAAUAACCAGAUUUUAAAGUUUAUCUCAGUACAUCACUGUGUUUAACAAACAGACAUAAAUGCUCUUGCAUCCUUGAUGCCUGUACUUUUCAUGCUCAUAAAAUACAUUUUUACAUUUUGCGGUCAAUAAGCUUCAGUACAUGUAACAUGGAAUUGCAUUUUGUAAUCGCAGUGUACAGAGGCUUAAUUAUGCUGUUGUUUUAAUUGUAAUGCUCUGCAUAUGCUGUUCUUCACCAUUGCUGCCUAUGGGAAUAGGAAGUAUUCCUGAUGGAUCUAAACAGUCAUCCUGCACUAAGGUGCUCAGAGUGUAAAUCUGUCAGCAUUUUACUUCAUAACAUUUCAUUUGAUCAUGACUUCAGCCAAUUAAACUUUUGGGUGGUUAUCUUAUACACAUUACAAAAUGGAGCAAGUAAAAAACGCUCAUACAAGAACAUUCUAGCACACUUCUAAUCAUCAUCUGCACCCCAACACGCACCCCACCAUUAUUUCUGUUUUUCUCCCUCUUUCUCUCUCAGAGCAACUGACCCCAAAUGCCAGUUUUGUCUUUAACCUUGUUCUUUCCUCGCUAAAUUUUGGGAGCAGGACAAUGGUGUUAUGAGGGAAUUGAUCACUAAUUAACCAGAAGUGCAUUCUGUUUUCAGAUGAUGGAUGUUGUGACUUUGUUUUUGUAUUUAGUUAUGUAGUUAUUAUGUCGCUCUGUUUCUUGCUCUGCUGUUGACAUAAUCUGCCAAUCCUAAACUAAAAAGGAGCUGUUUUUGUUUUGUUUUUUAGCUCCGUUUGAAUCUCUGGGUUGACGUUUGGGCAAACCUAAGUGUCAUAAAUGAAAGCCAUGUAAAUAGUCCAGGCACUGACUGCAUUGUUGCUUUACACAUUAGUGCAUUAGCUAUAUAUGCUAGCAUAUGGUAACCUUCUGUUUGCAUGCAUGCUGAAUGCCACAGCGCUGUCGCCCUCUCUGUGUACUCGUACCUCUGUCUCUUGGCCUAAUGUGCUACACUGCACUAAAUGAAGGAACGCUGUAGUGCCAAACCAAUGUUGUGUCAUUUUCAUCAAAGAGCUUUUCUAACUUUUCCACUGUGCUUCGAAACCAAACGUUUACCUUUCUUGACACACAUAAAGCAGUAUCUAGAUACACACCGACACACGCACACACUCUAAAAUACUUCUGACAGUGUAAGUGACACAGGGUCCUUCAAUGUAGAUGACACAAUGUAACAACUGUAAACAACUGUUACAUGUUAUGUUUUUGAAUUAUUUUUUUACUCUGUAACUGGUGUUGCAAAGAUAGUUUAAGGCCAUUGUGUUUUUAUUGUCUGUCUGUCAUUUGCUAUGCCUAUGUGUUUUUCGCCCGAGACUUGUGGCAGGGAGUGUUUUCUCAUGUAGGGACACUCAGCACGGUUUACUGCUCAAAAGCAUCUUGCAGUUGUGUAAGCUUGCACUUAAUAAUUCAUAUUUAUAACUGGUUACCAAAAGUCAUAGCAAUUGUUUUCUAAAGGGAUUGAAGACAUUGUAAAAUACAGUAUAUGUAAUAUGUUUCCCUGAAAAUGUGCAUUAAAAUACAU
Molecule: messenger RNA, 4855 nt
Organism: Cyprinus carpio (common carp)
Lineage: Eukaryota; Metazoa; Chordata; Actinopteri; Cypriniformes; Cyprinidae
Product: semaphorin-7A-like
Biological process (GO): semaphorin-plexin signaling pathway; positive regulation of cell migration; axon guidance
Molecular function (GO): semaphorin receptor binding; chemorepellent activity
Source: RefSeq, a predicted model, not a curated record